UGGUGGUGGGGAGGCGGGGAGGCGGGGGGGAUCCUUCCGCCGUUUUCCUCGUCGCUGCCGCCGAGCCCGGCCGAGCCCUGGAACUUCAUUGAGAAAGGGGAGCAUUUGCGCGCGCCUUUCGCGACGGUGACACCGCCGACGUUUGCGACGCCCGCGAACUCUCGCCGCUGGGAUCGCCGGGAUCGCCGCCUGACGAUGGACGACUCCGAGGCGCAGCUGACCGUGUCGGAGGCGGACGCCCUGGGCGCCGACUUCAUCACGGUGGAGUUGGACACGCAGCCCAUCGAGUACGUGGUCAAGUGGGCCGAGGUGGGCUCCAAGUUCACCAUCUCGUGCGUCAAGAAGGACUCGGACGACCCGUCGGAGCUGAGCGGCGAGCAGCUCAAGAUUGAGACGGACGAGGCCUUCUUCGCGCCCUACGAGGAGGUGUACCCUUGCGAGGUGACCGAGCAGAGCGUGGAGAUCAAGAUGGAGUCGGAUGACGACGACGACGACGACGACGACGACGAGCGCCACCAGAUCCUGGUGGAGGUGGGCGGCCAGCCGGACGGCGAGGCCGACUCGGACCGCGGCGAUCCCGAGCCCGACGAGCGGCGCUAUCGCUGCGGCUACUGCGGGAAAUGCUACAGCCACGCCUCCAGCCUGUACCGCCACCAGCAAACGCACGCCGCCAAGAUGGCGGCCGCCCCCGCCUCGGCCGCCGCCAAACGCGCCCUGGAGCCCGCGCAGCAGGACGCGCGCUACGCCUGCCAGCACUGCGGCAUGACCUUCAAGGGCAGCAGGAUGCUGGGGAGUCACCUGCGGCUGCACGGCAAGAGGCGCAUCCACCCGUGCAACAUCUGCGGGAAGGAGUUCAACCACAGCUCCAGCCUGUCGCGACACCGCCUCAUUCACAAGAAGGCCAAGGACGGCGCGCCGGGCCACGGCCACGCCCCGGCCGCGCCCGCCCGCUCGGCCCACCGCCCCUCGCUCAAGGGCAAGAAGGCCAAGCGGCGGAGGCAGCCGGGGGGCCCGCCCCACGCCGCCGAUGACAAGUUCUACGCCUGCCCGCAGUGCGAGAUGAGCUUCCGCACCUCCGCGGCGCUCUCCAAGCAUCAGGUGACGCACGUGAAGGAGCUCCUGGACAGCUACGCGCAACCCGGCAAGGAGAACAUGGCCGAGAGCUCGUCGGACCUGAAGAUCCGCCUCAAGCUGUGCUCGCGCGACAAGCCCAACUUCUACACGCUGUGCAAAAAGAACCGGCGCCGCCGCCGCCACGGCCGCGCCAAGCCCGUCGCCGUCGAGGACGAGGACGAAGACGAGGAGGACGCCGGCGCCCCGCGGGCCCACGGCUGCGGUCUUUGCGGAAAACGUUUCAGCCACACCUCCGGCCUGCUGCGCCAUCAGCUGAGCCACCAGGCGGCGGCGGCGGACGGCGGCAAGCGAGCCAAGGCCAAGAGCAAGACCUUCACCUGCGCCGCCUGCAACAAGACCUUCAUGCACUCGUCCAGUUUCUCGCGCCACAAGAAGGCGCACCUGGGCGCCGCCAAGAGGGCCGUCCUCGACGAGACGGCCCCCAUCGAGUCGGACUCCGACUGAGUCCGCUCGGGCGCGACGGCAAGUGUACAUAGCGGACGUGGUCAGAAGGCCGUCCGCCCGCCCGCCCGCCCGCCCGCGCCCCCUUUCCCGUCCCGGGAAGAACAGGACCUUCCGCCGGAACCUUUUUGUCUCUGCGAGAUGAGCGAAUUCGGGGCCGGGGAACUCGGGUUCCUCCUUUUCGCUCCCUCCCGACUCCGACGCGGCCCCCAAACCGUGGAAGCGGGCGCGUCGGGGUCGGCGGGGAGCGAAAGCGGGCGGGAGACGGCUCUCGAGGAGCCCCGCUUCCCGAGCCCCGAUCUCAUCGGACGGAGAACGCGACGGCUGCGGCCGCCUUUCCUCAUCCGCCCGCCCGCCCGCCGCCUCCUCCUCGCUUGUUGCGUUUGUCCAGUCCCACGUCGUGGUAUGCAUGCAGCCGCUCGGCCGUCUUUGUAGUUUUGAACGUGGGGGCAGCGCGGGGCGGCUGGCCGGCGUCUUUGUUGACGUCAAAGCGAUUUCAAUGUCAUUGGAGCAAGUUGAGAGCCUUCCCUUGUUGUUGCCGCAGCGGCGGCGGCAAAGGGCAAAGCUCCGCUUGCAUUUCAUCCUCGCGUUUGCGGAAAAGCUUUGGCUUUUUGUCGGUCCGGGGCGCGGCGUCUUGAUGACAUUGACAAUUCCGCCGGACGUCCCGACUGAGUUUGUUUGGAAAAGAGAAAAAAACGAAAUGCUUGUCAUUCACCUUUAGCCUCCAUGUUGUAUUGCAUCGGUGUCGUGUUUGCUAAUUAGCACAAAGCCUUGACGUGUUCAUUUUGUAAUAAAUCUGGAAAAUGA
Hippocampus zosterae (dwarf seahorse) is the source of this 2382-nucleotide messenger RNA. Its product is annotated as zinc finger protein 771. The transcript has 4 exons. The record is from RefSeq and is a predicted model, not a curated record. NCBI's taxonomy places the organism in Eukaryota, Metazoa, Chordata, Actinopteri, Syngnathiformes, Syngnathidae. Gene Ontology annotation, molecular function: DNA-binding transcription factor activity, RNA polymerase II-specific; RNA polymerase II cis-regulatory region sequence-specific DNA binding. Bases 196 to 1578 code for a protein of 460 amino acids. Gene Ontology annotation, biological process: regulation of transcription by RNA polymerase II.